Molecule: messenger RNA, 3931 nt
Organism: Chiloscyllium plagiosum (whitespotted bambooshark)
Lineage: Eukaryota; Metazoa; Chordata; Chondrichthyes; Orectolobiformes; Hemiscylliidae
Source: RefSeq, a predicted model, not a curated record
UUUCACUGUUCGAAGGAGAGAUCAUGGAACUAAAAUGUCGUACACAGACAAUAGAAGGUGGGAGAGAGAAUUUACCUUUCACAAAAACGGCAAGAUGAUCCAUUCAAUGACGUCUAAAAACCGCGAAUCUUCAUACAGCAUUAAUGCAAACAUUACCAAUGACAGUGGAUUGUGAAGAUGUAAAAAUUACCCACACACCUCAAGGCCUGUUGAUGUUCAGGUUCAAGGAAGGCUGGUGGAGAAAUUAAUUGCCCCCUGAAGUAUUUACCCUCCCAGAGAAAGAGGGAAGGCCUCUGCGUUUGGAUUCCACAUGAUGACGUAUGUGAAGGAAUUUUGCCUGCUCAUGUUUUUAAGAAACAUUUCGUAUCUGGUGGCAUACGCAGGCCAAUCCACAGAGGUCGUCAUAACUCAUCCCAGGGAUGGUGUCAUUAAAGAAGGGGAGUGGUUCACUCUAAAGUGUCGGUACAACAAUAGAUUUAUAACAGCUUUCUGGUAUAAGAACAACAUUUACGAGGAUUAUACUUAUCACCUCCGAAGAAAAGCUGACAGUAAAACUGGAGGCUCUUACCAGUGUCGAAGGAACAGUGAUCGGAGCUCCUCUUCACGAGUUGAACCUUUGAAAAUGGUGACCAUUGCUUCAGAUAUGACAUUGACUGUGCAAGUCCAUUCAACGACCCUGCUGCUUGGUGAAACUUCUGUUCUGAAAUGCUCCAGUUAUUCCUGGAGAUCUGACAGAGAUUACUCCUUCCUUUGGUAUCGAAACAAUUUCUUAAUUGAAGGAGAGCAUGAAUCAGAGUACACGAUAGCAAUGGCGAGAUUUUCAGAUGGAGCAACUUAUCGAUGUGAACAGAAACUUGGUUUCAGGAAAUGGAUCUCACUCGAUGUAAGCAUCAUUAUAAAAGAUCUUUGCUCUAAGCCAACAUUGCAAGCUGACCCCGACGUGGAAGUAUUCAUUGGUGAAGGCUUUAACCUCGUCUGUUUGACUGAACCCUUUCACGAAAAUCACCCCCUUUUAUACACAUUUUACAAAAACAGGGAUUCUCUUAACUUCCCUUCAGAGAAGAGCAGUUAUGCAAAAGAGGAAGCAACAGUGCACCAUUCAGGGUCCUACCAAUGUGAGGUCACGACUCGCGAUAGUAAUUUGAGGAAAAAGAGCAACAUAGUUCUCAUUUCAAUCAAACGCAUCCCUGUGUCUGUCCCAGAUCUGAGUGCAAAGCCUGGAAACGAAGUAAUGGAAGGAGACAGCACCUGGUUAAACUGCUCUGUAACCCGCGGUUCGACCCCAAUUCAAUAUAUUUUCUACAAGGAUAGUCAGGAGAUUUACUGGGAGUAUUCCAACCACAGCAGAACCAUACACACAAUCGCCAACAUCAGCAAAAGUCAAGAGGGCAAUUAUCACUGUGCUGUUUCUAACCAGGAGGGAGAGUCUCUCCGCUACAGCAAAUUACUCGCCGUUUCAGUGAUUGUUCAUGUUGCUGGGGUUUUCCUCAAACUCAGAACCAAUAAAAAGGAGAUUCUGAUUGGGAGUAGUCCCGUUCUAGAGUGUGUAUUGAGCCGAGGUACAAGACCUUACUUUCAAUGGUACUUCCAACAGAAAGCCUUAAACAAUGUCAGCGUGAAUUACAACUUUAGCUCAGACUGGAGAGAGCUCGCCAUUGAAUCCUUCCAGUCCCAGCACCAAGGCCAAUACCGAUGCAGCGCGAUCAACAGGGGUCCCAGUGGAAUGAUAUUUAAUGUGACCAGUAAUCCCAUCGAUCUCAGACUGCCAGCACAGCAACACAGCGCUGAGAUGGCAGCAAUCAUUGUCCCACUGUUUCUGAUCCUUUCUCUCCUCACAUUGCUUCCCGUUAAACUCUGGAACAGGAAAAAAGCUGAUUCUUCCAGCAGUUCCCGGCAGCAAAGGGAGAUGAUGGGAAAUCGUGCUGAGAGCAAGAGUGAGGACAGACCUGCAAGAAAUUUCGAUUACGCGGAAAUUGAGUCAAGUCAAUUAAAUGUUUCGAGCUGCGCUGCAGCCGUGUACUCUUCAGUAAAGAACACACACACACACAAUGAUGACUCCAAAAUGGAUGGCAGUUUGCUGUACUCGGUCGUGACGAUCUCAAAGCCAAGAAACGCUGCACACUCUGAUGGUGCACCAGGAACGAAACACGCUGACCAAGCGGAGCAGCAACAAUCCUGCAUCAUAUACGCCACCCUGAGACACACAGAUACAGGAGGGGAUGAGGAAGUUGAUCAAGACCAAGAAAGAAAUGUUUAUGCCAACGUUCCACGGAAAUUGUGAGACAGCAGAGAAGAAAGCCUUCGAAGCUUCACAAAUCCUUGUGUUUAGAUUCUUUGAACCAUCUUCACAACGAUUUCAGCUUGCCUGGCCACCUUCAGAGAUUGAUACACGUGAACUCUGAUGUUCAUCUACUCCAUUAGUCCCCUCAAAGACGUUUCAUUGAACCUGCAAUAUUACCGUAUGUUUCUGGUAGCAAAACUCAUAACCUUACACUUCUCCGCAUUGCAAUUCACCUGCCAGGUUUCUGCCCAUUUGGCCAAUUUGUUAAUAUCCCUGUGAAGUCUCGCAGCAUUAUUCUCACAAUUCACUCUUCUGCCUGGGUUAGUAUCAUCUGCAAAUUUAGCGAUUAGAUCCUCAACACCCAACCCCUAAUCAUUUGUAUAACCAAUGUAGUUAACAUUUUGUUCCUGUCAGUUCAUUCUAUGUGGGUAUGAGUGCAUUUACGAGUCUGUUCCUGCUGUGACUUGAGAGUAUCAAUAUUAAUCCGUAUCUCUCAGGUUAUCCUGUAUGAUAUGUGAAUGCAGUUAAUAAUCUAUGCCUCUCAUUUACUGCCUUGUGAAUUUACUUAUCGAUUUCUACCUGUCAGUUCCUGUUUGGUGAACGCGAACCGUGCACGUACCAAUAUGUAUCUGUGAGAUUUUGCCUUGUGAAUGUGAGAGUGUUGUUAUCAGUCUCUGCUUGUCCGUUUAUGCUCUGUGAAACUGGGAACGUAGUUAUCAUUCUGUUCCUGCCAGUUUUAGCUUUGUGAAUGAGAAAAUUUUUAUUAAUCUAUCGCCGACAGUUACUGUAAUGCGAAUAUGUGACUUAAGUGAACAGAAACGGACCGAUGGAGAAUGAUAGUCACACAUUUGCACCGCAGUAACUGUAUCCCAUCAUUUGUUUGCUUCUGCAACAUGAUAGAGUGAGUGUAGCUAUCAGUCUUUACAUAUCAGUUUCUACUCGUGUGUGUGUAAGUGGUUUAGUUCUCUGAUAUUCGCUGCGACUGUGUGAUUCAUUCUGUGAGAGUUAUUAUUAGAGUGCUGAGAAGAGGUCUUAAUAUCUUCUGCAUUUUGCGAUUUAUGGGUUGACUGUCAGUCUGUGGGGGUGGGCAGGGGAGAGAAUAGAUAGGUCGACGGCAGAACGUGGACUGCUUUAUUCUGAGAAACAUUUCGAAUCAGGGUCACACAUUUCCUGUUUGGUUUGAGAGUCAGUUCAAACUGAGACAUCUGCUUUCAUUUUGGACACAGACAUUGUUGUGUUUUUGUGCGUGAGAGACAGUUUUAUUCUGCAUGGAGGUCCAUUUCUGCAUGACCUUUAAAUAUCGAGACACAACACAACAGCAUGUCAUCUCCUUUCAAACCGACAUCAGAAAAACUGAUAUGGUACAGCACAGGAGAAGACCAUUCAUCCCAUUAUGUCUGUACUGCGACAUUGUAUUAUGCAUCAAUUCUGCAGAACAUUUUGGAAAUGUGAACUUGAUCUGCUCAUUGUCACUGUUGAAAGGACAAUUUGACAUCAGUUCUGCAGUCACCUGACUCUUAAUAUGUAUAGUGCCGGUUCUGAUGAAUAUCGCUCUAUUCUCCGCUACUCAGUUGCGGUUUUGUGUCUACGUGCAGCAUAAACUCUGUAAAUAAACUCUUUUCAAUGGCAUUUAAUUGUAUUGCAUUUCAG